UCUUCGAACAAGGACUCUUCUUAUACAGACACAUGCUUCAUCCUUAUGGGUUGUGAUAACUUGACCAACAGCAACGGGACUUUGCCUGCUAGGCUCCCUUACACUGUGCAGACUUCUGUGCCUCUGACAAUACUGGUGGGUAUCCUUAUUCUACUCACAGUGUUCGGCAAUGUCCUAGUGGUCAUCGCUGUGUUCACCAGCCGGGCCCUAAGAGCCCCUCAGAACUUGUUUUUAGUGUCCUUAGCAUGUGCAGACAUUUUAGUGGCCACUCUGGUAAUGCCCUUUUCUCUGGCUAAUGAACUGAUGGGAUAUUGGUACUUUGGUCAAGUGUGGUGUGAGAUCUACCUGGCCCUGGAUGUUCUGUUCUGCACCUCGUCCAUCACACAUCUGUGUGCGAUAAGUCUGGACAGAUACUGGUCGGUCACUCAAGCCAUUGAGUACAACUCAAAAAGGACGCCACGCAGGAUCAAAUGUAUAGUGUUAUUUGUGUGGGUGCUGGCUGCCAUUAUAUCAUUCCCACCUCUCAUUUCGAUGGAGAAGGAAGGAGCCAAAGAGGAGGGUCCCACAUGUAAGAUCAAUGAGGAGAAGUGGUACAUCAUAUUCUCCAGCACCGCCUCAUUCUUUGCCCCAUGUGUGAUCAUGAUUUUGGUGUACGUUCGAAUUUACCAGGUUGCCAAGAAGAGAACCAGGGCCCCUCCAGGUGAGAGGAGAAGAGAAAACAAUAAUCCAGAGAAAAGUCAGUAUGGCUUAGUUCAGCAGGACCCUUUGGAGAAAGGGAACAAAGGAGGGAGAGAUGGAGUGGAGGAGGACGAAGAGGUCAAUGGACUAAAUAUGGAGGAAGAGUGCUCCUCGUCUGAUGGGAAUGAGAACCAGUGCUCCAUCAAAAUGAAGCGGAGCAAGGAAAAGACCAAAGUGUGUCAGGUGAAACUAGGAGAACCGUCCCCUAAAGGUGAUGAUGCACAGCAGUAUGUGAAAGUGAGCCGGUGGAAAGGAAGGCAGAACAGAGAGAAGCGCUUCACAUUUGUUCUGGCUGUGGUCAUGGGAGUGUUUGUUGUCUGCUGGUUCCCCUUCUUCUUCACGUACACACUCACCGCAAUAUGUGACUCUUGCUGUGUCCCUGAGUCAUUGUUCAAUUUCUUUUUCUGGUUCGGAUACUGCAAUAGCUCGCUGAAUCCAGUCAUAUACACUAUAUUCAACAAUGACUUCAGGAGGUCUUUCAAAAAGAUCCUUUGCAAAAGGGAUCGACAAGGGCUAUGAAUAAGCUUUUUUUGGACUAGCUACUAUUUCCUGUCUGAAUCCAGAUUUCAUUGUUUACAAGUUGGAGUCAUAUACAGUCUCUUAUGGAAAGAAAAUGUACCUAUUUUGAAAAACUUCCCAACUUCCCAAAAUGUUCCAUAUUCAGUUCGGUCCCACUGGGCACACAUUGGUUGAAUCAAUGUUGUUUCAACGUAAUUUCAAUGAAAUUACGUAGAACCAAUUUGGAAUAUACGUUAAAUUGACGUUUGUGCCCAGUGGGGUGCUGCAAGCAAACUGUGAUCAAUUUGUAAUGCAUCUGUUACUGUUUUUAUGUGUGUGUCAAUGUACAACCGUUUUGAGUUCAUUACAAUCUUUAAUCCCACUACAACCAUUUAGAUGUAUUUGACUUUGAAACUCAUGAAUGCCAUGUUGUUUAUUACUUCACGCAUGUUGUGAGGGAGCUGGCUAAUAUCUCCAUGGAUCUUGCUUAAUAAAAAUACAUUUUAAAAAGUAUGUUUUUAUUAUCACAUACUCCGGAUAGGUGCAGUGAAAUGUCUCGUUUUACAGGAUCAGCCAUGGUAGUAUGGUGACCCUGGAGCUAAAUAUUUUUCACCCAGUAGGCUCUGGGAUUCAAACCAGCAACCUUUCUGUUACUGGCCCAACCCUCUAACCACUAGGCUAACUGCUGCCCAUAAUGUAAUGCUAAAUGUUAAUAUCUAGGCUAUACUUCUUUCAUGCAUAAUGUCAAGGAGCAUAUGCAUGUAUUAUGAAUAAACAUAUUUAAGCAUGUCUUCCCUGAAUAUUACAGUAUUCCCUGAAUAUUACAGUAAAUUCUAUAAGCAUACAUGCAUUGGGAUACCAAUUGAGUUUGAGUGGUAUGAUUUUUGUACAUUAUGUAAAUGUUCCAGAAAACCAGUACUAUAACUCAAAACCCUACGCUCUAAACGUGUUCAUUGUAUUCUACCUACUGAAUAAGGACAAUGUUUCAACCUUCAUGUACCAUAUUGCACAGACCCAGAGGAGAUAACAGAAAGAGAUCCCUGGUUUCCCACAUGGCAAGACAGACUGAAUCAUCCUACUGCAGACAUCCCUACCAGUAUAAUUGGAUUAUUUCUGUCUUUAUCAGUAGCGAGAGGAAACACCAUGCCAGUAAUCCACCCAGAAUCAACUGAUUUUAUGGUGCAUGCUAAAUACAGUAUAUUAUUUAUAUGAUCUUUCACUCACAGCCUUAAAAUAGGCAGGAUGAACACAAAAGAAGAAAAGGUUAUAAUUUCUUUCAGUAAAACAUCAGUACAUUAAAGGAAAAGUCCACCCCACAAAUAUAUUUUGGUAUUUGUUUCAUUAGCCCAUUGUUGAGUCUCAAAAUGUUUUGCUUGUCACCGAUCAAGUUUUCAAGAUA
Molecule: messenger RNA, 2635 nt
Organism: Oncorhynchus masou masou (cherry salmon)
Lineage: Eukaryota; Metazoa; Chordata; Actinopteri; Salmoniformes; Salmonidae
Product: alpha-2A adrenergic receptor-like
Exons: 1
Coding region: 46-1257 (403 amino acids)
Biological process (GO): adenylate cyclase-activating adrenergic receptor signaling pathway
Cellular component (GO): plasma membrane
Molecular function (GO): epinephrine binding; alpha2-adrenergic receptor activity
Source: RefSeq, a predicted model, not a curated record